AUGCCACCUCCUAUGCCACAUCCAAAUAUGAUGGGAGGUAAUCCACACUAUGCCGAAGGUGGAGAAGCCGAUAAGUACAAUCUUCAGUUCAGUGACCGCACAAUUCGUGCAGCAUUCGUACGAAAAGUCUUCUUUUUGGUGGCUAUCAUGCUUGGCGUAGUAGCCUUGAUGACUGCGGUCCCAUUU
Messenger RNA from Cylicostephanus goldi, 186 nucleotides. The record is from the annotation of a GenBank genome assembly. Lineage: Eukaryota; Metazoa; Nematoda; Chromadorea; Rhabditida; Strongylidae.